Messenger RNA from Malassezia sympodialis ATCC 42132, 2349 nucleotides. Its product is annotated as tetratricopeptide repeat protein. Gene Ontology annotation, molecular function: chromatin DNA binding; RNA polymerase II cis-regulatory region sequence-specific DNA binding; protein binding. The record is from RefSeq and is a predicted model, not a curated record. Gene Ontology annotation, cellular component: transcription repressor complex. Gene Ontology annotation, biological process: negative regulation of transcription by RNA polymerase II. Lineage: Eukaryota; Fungi; Basidiomycota; Malasseziomycetes; Malasseziales; Malasseziaceae.
AUGGAGUCCUCUGAUCUUGGAUCGAAUGCACCUCUGCAUUCGUAUCCUUCCGCUACAGUAUCUGGACCUCCAAAUGCGUCCUUGAGUGCAGCAACGGAGGCUCGAUUAACUCCUGUUGCUGAGCCUAUACCUGUCCCCGUCAAUGGCGGUACUCUUCCCAUGAUACGGAGUCCUGACCAAGGAAAAGAAGCUCUUCGUCGCUCUCCACGGAUUCCUUCGGGCAUGAUCAUGGCACCUGAAAGUGGUGCUCCUCCUAUGUUGUCUCCUUCUAGCGAUCGUGUGAUGGUCACUCUAAACAAAUUAAGUAUUGCAAACGAGCAGACAUGGAUUGCUAUUGGUACAACUGCUGAAACAAUGAGUGAUCCUACGCGCGCCUUGGCAGCUUAUGACUCUGCCUUGCUGCACAACCCUUAUUCGAUUCCAGCACUCAGCGCCAUGGCAAGUGUGUAUCGGUCCAUGGAGCAUUUCGACCUUGCCGUUGAAUAUAUUCAGCGUGUUCUUGAUAUUGACCGAGAAAACGGCGAAGUAUGGGGUGCAAUGGGCCAUUGCUAUUUGAUGAUGGAUGAGCUUGAAAAAGCCUAUGCUGCAUACCAACAAGCAUUAUGCCACUUGCCUAAUGCCAAAGAACCGAAACUCUGGUAUGGUAUUGGUAUUUUAUAUGAUCGAUGUGGCAAUCUUGAACACGCUGAAGAGACCUUUUCAAAUGUUGUUCGGAUGAACCCGGACUACGAAAAGGCGAACGAGAUAUACUUCCGUCUUGGCAUUAUUUACAAGCAACAAGGCCGUUAUGACUCUAGCCUGGAGUGCUUCCGCUAUAUAUUGCAUAAUCCCCCAAAGCCUCUGACUGAGAUGGAUAUUUGGUUUCAGAUUGGACAUGUCUAUGAGCAGCGACAAGACUAUGAUCUUGCAAAAGAAGCAUAUGAACGCGUUUUGCGCGAAAAUACCAACCAUGGAAAAGUACUUCAACAACUUGGUGCACUUUAUCUACAACCAGCAUCGGGUUUGUUUGAUCAGGACAAGGCUAUUCAACUCCUACACCAGAGUCUUGACUCUGAUAAAAAUGACCAACAAACGUGGUAUCUGCUCGGGCGAGCCUACAUGAACUCUCAAGACUAUAAUAAGGCAUACGAUUCUUAUCAGCAAGCUGUGUACCGAGAUGGAAAAAACCCGGUGUUGUGGGGCUCUAUUGGCAUACUCUACUUUCAGAACGGACAAUAUCACGAUGCCCUUGGUGCAUUUUCUCGUUCCAUUCGCCUGAACCCAUAUAUACCUGAGAUUUGGUUCAAUCUUGGUAUUCUUUACGAGUCCUGCAACAACCAAAUUUCGGACGCAAUCGAUGCAUAUCGGCGUACACUCGAACUUGAACCAGAACAUUCUGAAGUACAACAACGUCUUUCCCUCCUUCAAAGUGCCGAGCCUUUAGGCAAGGCUGUACCAAACAUUCCAUUGCCCAAGGAUCUUCCAUUCUCUGCUUUCUCCUCCUGUACAUUACCGCCACCUGAAGGUAGCCCGGUAAUGGGUGAAGCAGAAGAUGGAGGCUGGUCUGGCGAAUCGACUGUGCAUCACGCUAAAGAAGCGGAUGUCCCUAGUACAGACGAAGAGCACAAACUUGUCUCUGAAGUGUCUCCUAGAAAAAUGAAUUUUUUUGAAGAAUCAUCUUCAAAGAAUUCUAUGCCACACCUGCAAUACACUAAGGCUCAUAUUGAUUCCAUUCGCGAUCUACCUUCGAGUCGCGCGUACCCUCCGUCGUCCGAGUGGGGCCGGCGCCCUUACCGUGAUGAGAGCCCAGGCAGAUAUCCAUCUCGCCAUCACCCAAUGCAUAUUCCUGUCGACAGUAGGGGAGAUCGGGCUGAUCCUAGCUAUUUCAGUGGUGGCCCUAGAGCGUCGUACUCUGUCCCUAGCGGAAGUAUGCACUUGGCUCACCGUGACGCGAUGCCAACUGACAUUGAGCAUGAACGAGUGCGUGUGGACAAGGAACUUCACUUGCGUCGGAAACGUGAUAUGAACAACCUUCGUCGCCCGGUUUCAACUCUACGUUCUAAUCGAAGCGACUCCGUCCCGGCAAAUGAGUAUGCACCAGAGCGAGAUGAUGUUUCCGGCUCAGCGAUGCGGAGCUCUAUGCCUGUUUCUUCUAGUCGAGAAAUUGACGAAGACUACGACACAGGAGCAGCUAGUGCUCUUAUGGGUCUGGCAGGUGCGGCCGCCUCGGCCUAUGAAGCCAAUAAUUUUUCGCGAACGCGAUCAGACAUGACAACCUCUCCGAAGAGCAAACGCCCUUUGGACUCUGAGCAUGUGCCCAUGGAGGCAAAGAGGCCGCGAGCUGACGAACCUGUUACAAAUGGAGGUUAA